Gekko japonicus is the source of this 2986-nucleotide messenger RNA. It is a transcript of the gene NR4A1, whose product is annotated as nuclear receptor subfamily 4 group A member 1. The record is from RefSeq and is a predicted model, not a curated record. Gene Ontology annotation, molecular function: nuclear receptor activity; nuclear glucocorticoid receptor binding; RNA polymerase II cis-regulatory region sequence-specific DNA binding. Gene Ontology annotation, cellular component: transcription regulator complex; nucleus. Gene Ontology annotation, biological process: cellular response to corticotropin-releasing hormone stimulus; regulation of transcription by RNA polymerase II. NCBI's taxonomy places the organism in Eukaryota, Metazoa, Chordata, Lepidosauria, Squamata, Gekkonidae. The transcript is spliced from 7 exons. Bases 164 to 1918 code for a protein of 584 amino acids.
GCCGGUGCGAGUGUGUGGCGGUCUCUUGUCGCUCUUCGGGCUGGAGCAGCGCGGCGGCGGGAAAUCGCCAAGCCUCUCUCGAUGCGCCUGAGGGAAGGGGGCCUUAAAAUCCCAGCCCGCGAGCGGACCGCACUACCGCCAGACUCCCGGAGUGCGCCUGGAGAUGCCCUGUAUCCAAACUCAAUAUGGGACCUUGCUUCAGAGCGGAGGACCCUGUGAGCGCUACCCAGCAGACCUCUUGACCCCUGAGCUUGGCAAAUCCACCAUGGACCUGAUGAACACAGAGAUUACUGCUGCCACCACCUCUCUGCCCAGCUUCAGCACAUUCAUGGACAAUUACACUGGUGAAUUCGACGCUUUCCUCUACCAGAUCCCAGCGGCAAACCCUACCACAACGUCCUUCAAGCUGGAGGAUUUCCAAGUGUACGGCUGUUACCCUGGCUCUUUCAGCAGCCAGCUGGAUGAGACUCUGUCCUCGAGUGGCUCAGACUAUUACGGCAGCCCGUGCUCCGUCCCCUCACCUUCCACACCAACCUUCCAGACUUCCCAGGGGCCAUCUUGGGAGAACUCUUUUGGGGCCUAUUCCCCCCCUCACACGUAUGAGGGCAUGAGGCCGUGGGUGGCGGGAGCAACGACAACAGAGCCGCCAAAAACUGGCUCUGCCCAUCCUUCCUACUUCUCCUUUGGCCCCUCCGCUCACAGCCCUGUGAUCCCUCCUCAGAGUCCCCUGAAGAUGCAGUCAGCUGCCCACCAGCACUUGGUGGAUGGAGACGUCUUCUCACUUCCACAAACCUCCCCUUCAGUGAGUUUUUCCCCUUUGCCGCUCAACCAGACCUCUCCAGUCCUGGACAGCCCCAGCCUGAUGGACAAUUCCCUCUCUCCAACAAAGGCACGGAGUCCCGGUUCCAAUGAGGGGCGCUGCGCUGUGUGUGGAGACAAUGCCUCAUGUCAGCACUAUGGCGUCCGGACCUGUGAAGGCUGCAAGGGUUUUUUCAAGCGCACGGUACAGAAGAAUGCCAAGUACAUCUGCUUAGCCAACAAAGACUGCCCUGUGGAUAAACGGCGGAGAAACCGGUGCCAGUUCUGUCGUUUCCAGAAGUGCCUUGCUGUGGGAAUGGUCAAAGAAGUGGUGCGGACAGACAGCUUGAAAGGCCGUCGCGGUCGGCUGCCCUCCAAACCCAAACAAGCUCAAGAUGCUUCCCCAGUCAGCCUCAUCUCCUCUCUCGUGAGAGCGCACAUAGAUUCCAUACCCAGUGCCACCAAACUUGAUUAUUCCAAGUUCCAGGAAUGUGUCUCAUACCAGUUUGAGAAGGAGGACUGUAUGGAUGUGCAGCAGUUCUAUGACCUAUUGACAGGCUCAAUGGAUGUGAUUCGGAAAUGGGCAGAAAAGAUCCAGGGCUUCCUAGAACUUCCGAAAGAGGAUCAAGACCUGCUUCUAGAGUCUGCUUUCCUCGAACUCUUCAUUCUACGGCUAGCAUACAGGUCCAAGCCAGAAGAGGGCAAGCUGAUCUUUUGCAAUGGAGUGGUGCUGCAUCGCAUGCAAUGCGUCCGGGGCUUUGGGGAAUGGAUAGAUUCAAUUAUAGAGUUCUCGCAGAGCCUCCAUCGCAUGAACAUUGAUGUACCCUCCUUUUCCUGCCUUGCUGCGCUUGUCAUAAUCACAGACCGCCAUGGGCUAAAAGAACCCAAGAAGGUUGAGGACCUCCAGAACCGCAUUGUCAGCUGCCUUAAAGACCAUGUGACUUCUACCACCAAUGAACAAAUGCAUCCAAACUGCCUCUCCAAGUUGCUGGGCAAACUCCCAGAACUCCGCACCCUCUGUACCCAGGGCCUACAGCGCAUCUUCUACCUAAAGCUGGAGGACUUGGUGCCCCCGCCUCCCAUUGUGGACAAAAUAUUCAUGGACACUUUGCCAUUCUGAGGACUCGACUGGGGAUGCUGCCAUGCUCCAGGUGUGCUCCCUUGGGGGAGAGGGAGGGUUUUUCCUUCUCUACUGCAUCCCCCUCCCUUGGUAAAGAAAAACUGGCGGAAGAAGUUCCUUGCCAUCCACUGUUUGGAGGGGAGGCUACAAGAACAUUUCCAGAGACAUUGGAAGAACUUUGGUGUAUGACAGUGGUUAAGGACUGAAGACCACGGAAGACCCAAUGCCACUCCCCCCCCCUUUCCCCCUUAAGCUUAGAGGCUACUUGGACAUUCAGAAUCGUCAUGAAAGUGCUCUCUGAACCUGGGACAACUUCUUGGGUUUCUCUCUCUUUUUUUUAACCUUGGGGGGAAAUCUCAGUGUGCCUUCUAGAGUUACAUGCACAAUAUCCCUAAUUGAUGCUGCCUUUCCCCAUGGCCUACUAGUGGCUUCUUGUGCAAUAUAGCACUAAAAUUCCAUACAGCUGCACCAGUCGCCUUUCUGGAACACUUUCUGGAAUGCUGUUUGUUUUUGCAGGCAAGGGACUCGAGAUGCAAAGAGUUGCCUUCUCAUUUCAUUUUUUCCCACAAGUUGCCAGUCCUGGGUCAAGUCUGGCUGAAACUUCACUCCCAGACGCAGGAGAUGGAAUUUCAUCACCACCACCCCGCACGGAAGCCCCUUGCAUCCGGCACUUGUUGCAGUGGGGGUUGUUAUGCCGUAAAUAAGCACGCGUCCACUGGAUGGUUUUCUGCCCACCUGCUGCUUUUGUCAAUUGCAGUCAAGUUUUUGUCGAAUUCUUUUUUUUGUAAAAGUUGUGUAUAUAUCUAUAUAUAAAUAUAUGAGAACAGCAGUCUUGUAAAUACAGGUGAAUGAAGAGCAGAGGUUAGAAUGGGAAGGGAAAGGGGCUCUUGUGCCUGGCAAUUGUGCAAUGCCCUACGCCUGCAGGACACCCUCUGUCUUUCUGUGUAUAUAAACUUUGUAUUGUAAAGUCCACCAUUUUUUUUUGACAUUUAUAUUUGUCUAUCCCCGCUUUCCAAUUUCCAGUAUGUGACUUUUCAAUUAUUAAUAUAUAUUUAAUAUAUUGAAUAA